AUGACUUCGAACUUCGUACAUCCAUCACUCGAUCAGGCGGAAUAAUUAUACCACACGAAUCCCGUCAUCACAUCAUAACGAACCAAUCCCAUUUGCAAUAUAGCAAUAGCCAAUUGAACUGAAGCCGCGACAAGAUGCGGCGGCAUUUUGUCGGGUUCAACUUUCCGUAGUUGUCCACCUCAAGAGCUUUGUGGGUGGGUGCCUGUCGAGCUCGACUCAAUUCAGUAAUUGAGAGUCUCCAAAUUUCCCCGCGCUUCCCCCUCCAAAAUUUGCUUGGUUCUCCACUGGUUAUUUGUUGUUCGAGGCUAGACCAGGCAGACUGGAUAAAGGCUGAGCUCAACUUCUGUAAUAUUAUAUACGCCUGGAUGCCCCGAUGGUCUGAGCAGUAGUUUUGCCUGACCCUUCUCUGCCCUUCUUCCCACGUUGUUCUGCGCCCUUGUACAUACACGAUCCCUCAUACGACCUUGGUUCCUGUAGAUAAUACCGAGGGCCACGACUAAUCUGGGCUGCUCUUCACAACUCACAAUAUAUAUCACCCGUUUCUCUUGCUGUGACAGCCCGUGUCUGUUGUAAACAUGGCGAACGCAGGACCUCUCAAUGUGCUAAUGGUGGGCACCGGCGAGUACACCACUGGUUUUGUUGGUGGUGGCGCCUCAGGAUCGGACAAGAAGGUCGGCGUUGUAGGCCUCUCCAUGUUUGACUUGCGCAGGCGAGGCAAGGUUGGCAAACUGGGCAUGGUGGGAGUUAACGGAAAGAAGUUUGGUGCUAUUCGUGAGCACCUUCACAAGAAUAUUCAGCAGGUCUACAACAACUUGGACACCUCUUUUGACUCAUAUCCUGCCAACGACGCCGUGGACCCGGAUGCGUACAAGGCAGCCAUUGAUGCACUCUCGCCUGGAGAUGCCAUCACCAUCUUCACCCCUGACACCACUCACUACCCGAUCGCCAUGUACGCUGUUGAGAGGGGUAUCCACGUAAUGUUGACCAAGCCCGCAGUCAAGCUUCUGUCUCACCACCAAGAACUGCUCGAGGCUGCCCGCAAGAAGGGCGUCUACGUCUACGUUGAGCACCACAAGCGGUACGACCCGGCCUACGCCGAUGCCCGGUUCAAGUCACAGAAGCUCGGCGCUUUCAACUACUUCUACAGCUACAUGUCGCAGCCCAAGUCUCAACUCGAGACCUUCAAGGCCUGGGCCGGUGUAGACUCGGACAUUUCCUACUACCUCAACAGCCACCACAUUGACAUUUGCGACUCGAUGGCCUCACCGCUGGGCUAUGUCCCCGUCAAGGUGUCGGCCUCUGCCUCCAAGGGCGUCGCGACCAGCCUGGGCUGCAACGAGGCGACCGAGGACACCAUCACGGUCCUGGUGCACUGGGAGAACAAGGAGACCAAGGGCCACGCGACGGGCGUGUACACGGCGUCGUGGACGGCGCCGCAGCGCGCGGGCGUGCACUCGAACCAGUACUUUCACUACCUGGCCAAGGACGGCGAGAUCCGCAUCGACCAGGCCAAGCGCGGCUACGACGUCGCCGACGACAACGUCGGGCAGCUCAUGUGGUACAACCCCUUCUACAUGAAGUACGCCCCCGACGAGGACGGCAACUUUGCCGGUCAGUCGGGCUACGGUUACAUCUCGAUGGAGAAGUUUGUCGACGGCUGCCGCGCCAUCAACGCCGGCUCGCUCAAGCCCGAGGACCUCGACGCAAAGGGACUGCCGACGCUCAAGAACACCAUUGCUACGACUGCGAUUCUCGAGGCUGGCCGGAGGGCUAUCGAUGAGAACCGCGAGGUUAUGAUUGAGAUAAAGGAUGGUGUUUGGUCGCUGGUUUAGGGCCUGCAGGCAAAAUCGGAUUCUUUAUACUCUAGCGACUUGGUCAGCUUGCUUAUCAGCAUUGUCUAAUACAAAUAUAUGAUAUGAUGCUCAUGGUAGCCAAGCCUCUGCCUGUAUACUUUCCUGCAUUCCUU
Molecule: messenger RNA, 1966 nt
Organism: Pyricularia oryzae 70-15
Lineage: Eukaryota; Fungi; Ascomycota; Sordariomycetes; Magnaporthales; Pyriculariaceae
Product: D-galacturonic acid reductase
Exons: 3
Coding region: 576-1832 (418 amino acids)
Biological process (GO): NADPH regeneration
Cellular component (GO): cytoplasm
Molecular function (GO): nucleotide binding; oxidoreductase activity
Source: RefSeq, a predicted model, not a curated record